AUAGAACUAAUAUAUUUAAUAAAUUUGAUUGCUAUAUUUUUGGCUAUGUACCCAUUGCUAUUGCUGCUUUUGGUUCAUUGGGGCACCGCUCUGCCUGUGGAUCAUGCCAACGAACGUUUGAUAUCCUAUUUGCGAGUAAAUGAAUCCCACAUCGAAGGCGCGCUGACCAGACUGCAGCGUUUUUAUGGCCAGAAUCGUGUGCAUAUCUAUUGCAGACGCGAUGAGCCGCUGGAGCUGCGCAACAUAUUCCAAAGCAAUCGCCUGAGAUUGUUAAUGAUGCAGCCGAAUGCGGAGUUUAAACAAUAUAGAGCGGCUACAGCUCAGGGCGUUUAUCGUGCCCAUGAGCAAGGACGCGAAUGCCACGAGGGCAAAUUGCUGGCGGCGGCUACAAAGCGGAUGCACUACAUCUCGCUGCCGGCGCAUGCUCAUGCCUGCUAUGGCAUCUACACCCAGCAGGCUUUCAAUCUAACGCUGCUGCAGCUGCAGUUGGAUGAGGAGCGCGUGGCGCAGUUCGUUCUAGGACUUGUGCUUUGGUUUGCAGCCCCUCUGUGCGGCCAGUACUUGAUGUGCUGCUACUGCGUUGCCGUUGUGCUGGGCGUGCAUUUGGCCAGUCUGGUGGUCGUCUUCAUGGCCGUGCUCUGCGCUGGCGAGCUGCGCCUCAAUAGUCUGCGGCCAAUGGGCGGCAAUUUGAAGCUCGUGCUGGAGCGGCAGCCCUCGCUGGUGGCGCUAACUUUAGUCGCCGGCGCUUUGCUGCUGCUGCGUCUCUGCGAGCGUCACUGCCGCUUGUGGCGUCACGAGCGUGUGCGUCGUGCUCAUUGCCGGCUGCUGCGCUUUUUCUCCUAUGCCUUGAUCUAUGGCGCCUCGGAUCAUGCGCGCUUUGGCUACUUUUGCAUUGCCAUGCUGUUGCCUUGGCCUGAGCUUUGGUGGCUGCUCCGCUGGCUGCGGCUGCAGGGCAAGUGGCUGCAGCGUAGAGUGCUGCCGCCCCAAACGCGUCGCCUGCUCAGUGCGGUUGAGUUUCACAACCAAGUGGGCUAUGAAACGCAAUGCGCGCUGCUUGAUCUGCGCCAGCGUCUGCGCAAUGAACCGCCCAGCUGGGAGCAGAUGGCUCAAAUGCAGCAGCCACGUGAGUUUGCGCAGUUUCUCAAUGGCGCCAAUCAUGUGCCACAGUCGGAGCCACCAGCGCCAGCGCCAGCUGAGGCGACUCACUACAGCAGCUCUACUCUCUCUAGCUCCAGCUCCAGUCUACUGGAGGACUCUACACCCUCGGCUGAUUUAAUAUUUCGCAAUUUCAACUAUAUGGACUCCGCACGCAGCUUGCGACGACGCCCCACCCCAUCACCACCCUCAAGUCGAAACUAGCAAUGAGAGUCACAGCAAGAGUGGAAAUUGGACUGGCACAAAUCGUAGUUACAACUUGCCUGACAGCUGCUUGAUUAGAGACUAACUAAAGUGAAGCCAGUGCCAUCAACUUUGAUUACAGUGAUGCUCAACUCUAAAGAAUUGAGCGUAGCAAGCUCUGAUUAGUUUAGUUGCUUUGCCUUUUUUUAGUUUAAAUCAUUAUUUUAAGCAUUUUAUGUUAUUUGACAAUUUAAAA
Molecule: messenger RNA, 1594 nt
Organism: Drosophila busckii
Lineage: Eukaryota; Metazoa; Arthropoda; Insecta; Diptera; Drosophilidae
Exons: 1
Coding region: 46-1359 (437 amino acids)
Cellular component (GO): nuclear envelope
Source: RefSeq, a predicted model, not a curated record